Messenger RNA from Camelus dromedarius (Arabian camel), 2208 nucleotides. RefSeq names its product beaded filament structural protein 1 (gene BFSP1). Gene Ontology annotation, biological process: lens fiber cell development. Bases 1 to 2046 code for a protein of 681 amino acids. The record is from RefSeq and is a predicted model, not a curated record. Gene Ontology annotation, molecular function: structural constituent of eye lens. Gene Ontology annotation, cellular component: cytoplasm; intermediate filament. NCBI's taxonomy places the organism in Eukaryota, Metazoa, Chordata, Mammalia, Artiodactyla, Camelidae. The transcript is spliced from 8 exons.
AUGUACCGGCGCAGCUACGUCUUCCAGACCCGCAAGGAGCAGUAUGAGCGCGCCGAGGAGGCGCAGCGCUCCGCCGAGCCGGACAGCCUGGCCGAGGGCCGGGCCGCCGCGCCCAGCCUGGCGGCGCUGCAGGGGCUCGGCGAGCGCGUGGCCGCCCACGUCCAGCGGGCCCGGGCGCUCGAACAGCGCCACGCCGUCCUCCGGCGGCAGCUGGACGCCUUCCAGCGCCUGGACGAUCUGGCCGGCCCCGAGGACGCCCUCGCCCGCCACGUCGAGGGCAACCGCCAGCGCGCCCGGGACCUGGCGGCCGAGCGCAGCCGGCUGGAGCGCCAGGGCGCAGAGGCGCAGCGCGCGCUCGACGAGUUCCGCAGCAAGUAUGAAAAUGAGUGCCAGUGUCAACUGCUGCUGAAAGACAUGCUCGAACGGCUUAACAAGGAAGCUGAUGAGGCCUUGCUGCGUAACCUGCGCCUUCAGAUCGAAGCCCAGUUUCUGCAGGACGAUAUCAGUGCGGCCAAGGACAGGUUCAAAAAGAACCUUCUGGAGAUUCAGACAUACGUCACCAUCCUGCAGCAGAUCAUCCAGACCACCCCGCAAGCAGCCACCAUAACGAGCGGGAUGAGAGAGGAGAGGCUUCUGACAGAACGGGAAGCCGCCGCCCUGCAGAGUCAGCUGGCGGAUGGCCGAGAGAUGAUCUGCCUCCUGCAGACCCAGAGAGCCGAGCUGCAGGCCCAGACGGCGGCCCUAGAGCAAGCUAUUAAAGAUGCCCACGAGUGUUACGAUGACGAGAUUCAGCUCUACAAUGAGCAGAUCGACACCCUGCGGAGGGAGAUCGAGGAGGCGGAGAGGAGCCUGGAGAGGUCUUCCUAUGACUGCCGGCAGCUGGUGGUGGCCCAGCAGACCCUGAGGAACGAGCUGGAUCGCUAUCAUCGCAUCAUUGAGAACGAAGGCAACAGGCUGAGCUCUGCCUUCUUUGAAACGCCCAUCACUCUGUACACCACAAGCCAUGGAGCCUUGCUCAGCCCUCGACACGGCGGGAAAGAUCUCGCCAGGGCUGUGCAGGAUAUAACAGCAGCAAAACCAAGACAAAAAGGCCUCCCCAAGAACGUUCCAAGGAAAAAGGAGAUUAUAGUGAAAGACAAGGCAGAUGACAGUCUGGAAGACGCACCCCUGACAGGCCCAGAAGACACGAAGCCUGGGCGGGAGGUGCUUAAAGAAGAGGGUGAGUCUAAGCCUGAAUCAGGGGGUGAAGAAGCAAGUCCCCCCAGCCCGGAAGGGGCUCCAGAGGAUGUCCCAGAUGGCGGGAAGAUAAGCAAAGCCUUUGAAAAACUAGGCAAGAUGGUCAAGGAGAGAGUGAGAGGCCCCAAAGAACCCGAGCCCCCCGCUGACCUCGACACCGAAGGGCGGUACGUGCUGGUCUCCGGGGAUGCCAAUUUCGUGGACCCGGGCUUCUGUUCCCUGUCCGUCCCUGCCAAAGGGGGCGUGAUGGUUUCCAAGGGGGACGGCUCUGUGCCUCCCGACAGCCAGGUGGAGCCCUCCCCGCAGCAGCCCGAGCCCCCUCCAGAGGGUGGAGAGGGACCUCCCCAGGGGAAGGAAGAUGGUCAGGAGGAUGGAGAGGCGCCUCCCCAGAAGAAAGAAGAUGCACAGCCACCCGACCAGCCCACCGCAGACAAAGGGGAAGAGAUAAAAGCUGAAGGACUCGAGGGCCCCGAGGAGAAACAGGAUGGCCAGAAGGAGGCUGAAGGGGCCACGGAGCCCUCUCCCGUGGUCACGCCUGGUCCAGACGAACCAUCUCCACCCCAGGCUCAAGAACCUCAGGUCAGUCGGGGUGGGUUCGAGGGGCACGGGGCUCGGAGCAGCCGCCUGCCAGCCAGAAGCCCUCCCAGGACGCUGGCCUACGAGAAGGUGGAAGUGAUGGAAUCCAUCGAGAAGAUUUCCACCGAGAGCAUUCAGACGUACGAAGAAACUGCGGUAAUUGUGGAGACCAUGAUUGAAAAGACAAAGGCAAACAAGAAGAAACUGGGAGAGAAAUGCUCUUCCAACGCCUAGGCUCCAGGGGAGAGGAUCCCCUGGGGCCAUUGUAGGGGAGUGCUUUGUAUUUUAGAACAAACGACGCAAGAGUGAGGAUUCUUGUUUGGAUUAGACCGUAGUUGGCAUUACCGAUGAAGCCUUAAUUAAAAAGUUUUCUUUGCUUGCAUGUCUUCUGUCUAA